ACGUCCGGCAAAUCAGGCUAUACACGCGAGUCAGGCUGCACUCCCGCCGGUGUGAUAUGUGGCGCACAGGACAGCGUAGAAUAUCCAGAAGAUGGAAUUUUCUUUUUGGCGCAAAAACUCGACCUUUACAUGUAGAAGUAAACGCAGCGAUGCCAUCAAAGUCUGCAGUUGCAUUAGCAGAGGUGAAAUACAAAGUUGGUGACAAGCUGCAUGGUUUCACUGUAAAGAGAGUUUCGAGUGUACCAGAGCUUCAUCUCGCUGCUGUCCAGCUUGUCCAUGAUGACACAGGAGCUGAGCAUUUUCAUGUGGCACGCGAAGAUAAUAACAAUGUGUUUGCUGUUGCAUUUCGAACUGUGCCGAUGGAUAGUAGUGGAGUGGCACACAUACUGGAACAUACAACCUUGUGUGGUUCUGAGAAAUAUCCAUGUCGUGACCCGUUUUUCAAAAUGCUUACACGAUCUCUGUCAACAUAUAUGAACGCUUGGACUUUUCCUGACUUUACGAUGUAUCCAUUUGCCACUCAAAAUGCACAGGACUUCAAGAACUUACUGGCUGUCUACCUAGACUGUGCAUUCUUUCCUACAUUGAGUGAAAUGGAUUUCAGGCAGGAAGGCUGGCGUCUUGAGCCAGAAGAUUUAGCAAAACCCGACUCUCAGAUUAUUUUCAAAGGAGUUGUUUACAAUGAAAUGAAAGGAGUGUUUUCAAAUGCAGAGAAUCUGUUUGAAACUCAGUUGCAGCGUAGCAUCUUGCCUAGUCAUACGUACUCAACGUCUUAUGGUGGCGACCCUCCUAACAUCCCAGAUCUAACAUGGUCUCAAUUGAGAGACUUCCAUUCACGCCACUACCAUCCAAGUAAUGCAAAGUUCUAUACAUAUGGCAACCAGCCUCUUGAAGGUCACUUAGAGGCUAUCAAUGAACUGGCUUUGCGGAGGUUUACAAAGGUCCAUACAAGCACUGCCAUACCAAAUGAAACGAGAUGGUCUGAACCACAAGUGCAAGAAAUGGCUUGCCCGUUUGAUCCAAUCGCUGCUGAUCCUGACAAGCAGACGACUGUUAGUGUUGCAUUUUUGCUUGGAAGUCUUGCUGAUAUGGAUCCUGCAGAGGUUUUUGUUCUCAACAUUCUCUGUUCUCUUCUCAUCAAAGGCCCAAAUUCUCCAUUUUACAAGUCUUUAAUUGCAUCUAAUAUUGGAUCAGAUUAUGCUCCAAGCACUGGGAUGCAUGGUCACACAAAGGACGCUUAUUUUGCAGUGGGUUUACAAGGUAUUUCAAGGGAUGAUGUAGAGAGAGUUCGAGAUGUAAUACGUCAGACAAUAGACCAAGUAAUCGAAGAAGGAUUUGAUGAAUCUCGAAUUGAGUCUGUCCUUCACUCUGUCGAGUUGUCACUGAAACAUGAAACAUCAAACUUUGGUCUCAGUCUUGUGUCAUCACUAAUGUCAAUGUGGAACCAUGGAGCAGAACCAACAUCAACACUUCAAAUAGGAGACCAUAUUGCAAGGUUUAAGGAAAACCUUGCUUUUCCAACAUAUUUGCAAGACAAAGUUAAGCACUACUUGAAAGAAAAUCAACAUAAUGUUACACUUAUUAUGUCUCCAACGGACGAUUAUCAGGUAGAACUGGAGAGGAAAGAAACUGAGAAACGAGACACUAUGUUGUCCCACCUCUCACACGAUCAGAAAAGUCGACUUUAUGCAGAUGCCCUUGAACUCCUUGACUAUCAGAGUAAACAGCAUGACAGUUCUUGCUUGCCAUCACUCACAGUAGCAGAUAUUUCUAAAGAAGGUCAAACUGUUACAAUGGAAGAUUUGCAGCCAAUGGGUAUUUCGCUGCAGUUCUGUCCACAACCAACAAACAAUGUCACAUAUUUUAGAGCAUUAUCAAGCAUAACAUCUUUGAAUGAUGACUUGAAGCCAUAUGUUCCUUUGUUUUCAUUUAUUGUCACGCGGAUUGGAGCUGGUAACUUUGACUACCAGCAAAUGGCUCAAGAGAUUGAACUUCGUACAGGUGGUUUAGGAGUAUCAGCUCACGUUGUGAGUAAUCCCAGUGACCUGAAUGCUUUUGAGCAAGGUGUAUGUUUUUCAUCAUUUUGUCUUGAUCGGAAUCUACCUUACAUGUUUUCUUUGUGGCAAGACAUCUUUAACUCACCUGACUUUCAAGAUGUUGAACGCAUUAGAACUUUAGUGACAAUGUUGGCUGCUGACAUGGCCAACUCAGUUGCAGAUAGUGGUCAUGCAUAUGCUAUGAGUUAUUCAUCUAGGCAUCUCACACCAGCUGCAGAACUGGCAGAGAGGUUUUCUGGAUUGCAGCAGGUUGCUUUUCUAAAAUCUAUUGCUGAUCAAGAUGACUUACAGCCACUCAUCAAUAAAUUAACACAGAUAGCAGUUCAUGUUCUUGACUGCACGAGCAUGAGAUGCUCAAUCAAUUGUGUUCCUGAACAAGCAGAUGUGAUAGGUGCUGCUAUGGAGGGAUUUCUUGAUGGUUUGCCAAAGAACAGAGAUGACCCCGAUGCACACGUGGAGAAUGAUGACUUCUUUCGUCAAACAGUUCAAAGUCAUGUGGUUAUGCCUUUCAAUGUAAAUUACACAAGCAAAUCUAUUCAGACUGUUCCUUACACUCACGAAGACAGUGCCUCGUUGAGAAUUUUAGCUCGACUUAUGAGUACAAAGUUUUUGCAUCGAGAAAUUAGAGAGAAAGGAGGGGCUUAUGGUGGUGGGGCUAGCAGUGGAUCAGGUGUAUUUCAGUACUUUUCAUACAGAGAUCCCAACGCUGUAGAGACUUUUGAUGUGUACAAUCAAUGUGUUGAUUGGGCUGUAGAAGGCUCUUUUGCUGACCAAGAUGUGGAUGAAGCAAAACUUUCUGUCUUUUCACAGAUUGAUUCUCCUGUUUCCCCUGGUACACAAGGGAUGACCAGGUUUCUGAAAGGGAUCACUGACCAACAGCAGCAGGAACACAGGAAACGUCUCUUUGAAACAACAAGACAGAGCCUCAUACAAGCUGCUGAAAGGUAUCUAGCUGCAGGGCAAAGACCAUCUGGAGAAACUAUUUUAGGACCAAACAAUGAGGAGACUAUGUAUGACUCUAGAUGGACUGUAAUAGGGGAGAUUGGGGGAACAUUAGAAAGUGAUGUAUAGAAAGGAUAUGCACAGCUUGAACUACACAGGAUGUCCGGUGUUUUAGCAUUGUUUGGCUUUUGUUACCUUGAUGACUUCAAGAAGUGACAGUGUACCUGCCACAGGAUCUAUAGCUGUGAGUACUGUACUCUAUUUUCAACUGUGGAUUAGGAAAUUUUGCAUAAUCAAGUGUUAAUUAAUGGCGUUUGAGAUCUGUGUUGUUAGUAUAUUCUGUUGGGAAUCUAUAGUUCAGUC
Messenger RNA from Corticium candelabrum, 3362 nucleotides. RefSeq names its product presequence protease, mitochondrial-like. The coding region runs from base 57 to 3128 and encodes 1023 amino acids. The transcript is spliced from 27 exons. Lineage: Eukaryota; Metazoa; Porifera; Homoscleromorpha; Homosclerophorida; Plakinidae. The record is from RefSeq and is a predicted model, not a curated record. Gene Ontology annotation, biological process: protein processing. Gene Ontology annotation, molecular function: metal ion binding; metalloendopeptidase activity. Gene Ontology annotation, cellular component: mitochondrial matrix.